CCUCCACAGAGGAUACUGUAAUUGUAUCUUUCAUAGCAUCCCGAUAUAACUGUUCAUCUUUAUUCAUGAAUUCAAUCUGAUUAUCUUUAGCUGUUAUGAAUGGUUAGACAACGAAGUUGUUCGUUCCAUAGAAGAUCAUGAUCAUCUAAUGACGAACUUUUGUUUAUUCUGCGCACAUCGACCCUGAUUGGUUCAAACACACUUUGUAACCAAGAGCAACACGCAUGCGCAUAUGCGUUACUCAUGACACUGGGCGUAUAUAACCAGUGACCUUUUUCUUUUAUAAACUUCGCAUAUCAUCAAUCCUGUUCUUUAGUUGUAUAUCUUUGUCCACCCUAUAUAAAACUAUUGAAAUGAGAAGUAUGCUAGUAGUAUUAACAACUGAAGAUAGCCGAGUUGCGCGAAUUGAGAGUGUUUCCCAUUUAACAGAGUCUAAAUACUACAAUUUGUUGUCAAUACGCAUGCGUUAAUGUUAUGGUUAUGUUAAGUUUGUAUAUUCAAUAUACUUCCAUCACGUGUAUUUAUGUUGACAACUAAAUCAGUUCAUUGUACAAAUUUUGUUGAUUCUGGCACAAAACAUACUGUUACUUAAUAAUUAAGAUUGUUCAUACUUUUACUUAUUUUACUGUAUUACUAAAAAUUUUGGCUAAAGUGAUAAUAACUUUGUUAUUUUGCUGUAUUUAAAAUGCCUGUCGAUCAAAGACGAAUUAAUGGCCCAGAAGUAACUGUACCGUAUCAUAUUUAUCCUACUAUCGGCAGUAAAAGUGACGAAAUAAAAUAUGAUUCCAAUAAUAGAAGCGACAAACGCACCAACAAUGAAAUUAGAAAAAUAUUUUUAAAAACAGGUGUAGUGAGCCAAGCAAAAGGUUCCGCUUAUAUAGAAAUGGGAGAUACAAAAGUAGUUUGUUCAGUAUUUGAUCCUAGAGAAAUUCCAAAUAAAAAUGGUUAUUGUGUACAGGGAGAAAUUUAUUGUGAAUUCAAGUUUGCUUCUUUCUCUUGUCAAAAACGAAAAAUUCAUCAACAAAAUGCAGAAGAGAAGCAAUACAGUUUGAUUUUGCAAAGGGCUUUGGAACCAGCUGUUUGUUUGCAUGAAUUUCCUAAUUUUCAAGUAGAUGUAUAUGCAAUGGUCUUAGAUAAUGCUGGAUCUGCUUUAGCUGCUGCAAUCACAGCUGCUAGUACUGCCUUAGCUAGUGCAGGUGUACCCAUGUUUGGUUUAGUCACAGCUUCCACUAUCGGUAUAUAUGGUGAUUGUUUUUUAAUGGAUCCUACGGAUACGGAAGAAACAAUGUGUAACACAACAUCCGACACUAAAAAUAAUUUCAAUCAUGGAAUAAUUACACUAGCUAGCCUUCCACAGCAUGGCCAAGUUUCUGAAAUAUUUUUAAUUGGAGAUAUUGAUACAGAUUCUAUUAUGCGUGCAACAGAUGUUUUAACCGCGACUAACAAAGAUAUUUGUCCUGUUGUUCAACAGUGUUUAGUAAAGACUAUUAUGAAACUGCAGAACAAAUAAAACAAAAUAUUUGAUCAAA
Molecule: messenger RNA, 1529 nt
Organism: Megachile rotundata (alfalfa leafcutting bee)
Lineage: Eukaryota; Metazoa; Arthropoda; Insecta; Hymenoptera; Megachilidae
Product: exosome complex exonuclease Mtr3
Biological process (GO): U4 snRNA 3'-end processing; nuclear mRNA surveillance; rRNA catabolic process
Cellular component (GO): nucleolus; cytoplasmic exosome (RNase complex); nuclear exosome (RNase complex)
Molecular function (GO): RNA binding
Source: RefSeq, a predicted model, not a curated record